GAUAUUUUAUUAAGAGAAGACGAGUAUUUUUCCAUAGCGCAUGAAAGGGAAUGCUCUUCUUUCCACAGGUUGUGAAGCUCCUUCUUCCUCUGGUGGAAAUAAGGGCCUUGGAGCAAGAGCAGGUCGUACCUGACCUUAAUCGCCCCUUCCCCCACCGAUAACAAGAGCUGGUCCAGGUUCCCCGCAUCCCGCAUCACCCCCUGUCAGACUCAGCCAAGAGAGCCAAGUCGGUCGCACACCACCGAGAACAUCCCGACCCUUGAACUACUCCAACUGCCAUACUACGAAUAGGCUAAUACCGAGCGGCACUGGAAGCGACCAUACCUUAUCUUCACCUUUCCAGAUUGGCAUGAUGAGACCCUCAGUUAAUGUCUCCUUCAAUGAUCAUCUCGGAAUUCAUAGACCUCAGCAUCUCAACGUCAAAUUCCAUGCUCACAACGCAGUCUCUCUCUCCAGCCAUCAGAUAUCUCCCCUUCACUAUCGCGUCCCGUGGCCAAGACUCAAGAGAUCUCUGGCGCUCAAAGCUGCCGUCUUGGCAACGGGAUAAGAAAACCGUUGUUUAUAUGUACUUGGCUUUUUGUAGCAGCACCCACUCUGGCCGCAACCUCAACCUCCUCUUCUUGGUGGAAAAAAGGACAACCCUGGGGCUUUACCGUGCCGGUGCAAGGUAGCGAAAGCAUGGCAGACCAGCCUCUACAGAAGCCCAUCCAACGACAUGCGUCCAUCUCUCGCCUGCUCUAGCCCCCCUGCUCUCACACACCAUUCGCUGCAAGACUUUUUCUGUAUCCCGAGUGCACAGUCGCCCCAUGAUCUCCUUGAGAGGAUGCUUCUCCGCAUCCCCAGACGGUGGCAGCAGGCAUGGGGGCCAACACAUUCGCCAAUCAGGCGAGAAACAAGCCAGAGACAAACCCGUUCACCCGUCCAGAUCAUAGAUGGCUGCGGUGCAACUACAAAAAGGCCUGAGAUGGAGUAUCCCGUCGUGUUCCAGUCUCUUGUUGCAAUCUGGUCCUCGCGGUGCUGUUUUCCUUUUGCUUGUUAGCAGCAAACGCCAGGAGCUCUCAACUCCAGGCUUGAUUGCAUCUCAUUCAAAUCACGAGGAUCACCGUCAGAUCGCUGCCCACCAUGGGUCUCUCACAAAAGCUUCUCCGCAAGAUCGUGCGGAACAAGGCCAUGGCCACGGAUCCUGCCGAGAUCUACGGAUGGAGGGUGUACUUGCUUGCUUGUUCGGCCUGCUUCGGUGCCAUGUCUUUUGGCUGGGACUCUUCGGUCAUCGGCGGUGUUAUCGUCCUACCCCCCUUCGUUCGAGACUUUGGCCUCGGUGACCGCAAUUCCGUCGCUACCGCCAAUCUCGCCGCCAACAUCGUCUCGACCCUUCAAGCUGGUUGCUUCCUCGGUGCGCUCAUUGCUUCGCCUCUCACAGAUCGAUUCGGCCGCAAAUGGUGCCUCAUCGCAACCUCUCUGGUUAUCAUCAUCGGUGUCAUCAUGCAAGCUGCUGCCUCUGGGAAGCUGGCGGCCAUGUACGUCGGUCGGUUCGUGGCUGGUGUUGGUGUUGGAGCUGCUUCGGCCGUGAACCCGAUCUAUGUGUCCGAGAACUCGCCCCGCGCCAUUCGUGGACUCCUUACCGGCCUAUACCAGCUGUUUAUCGUCACGGGGGGCAUGAUUGCCUUUUGGAUCAACUAUUCCGUCUCGAUUCACUUCCCGGAUGGCCCUAUCAUGUACAUCUUUCCGCUCGCCAUUCAGGCCCUACCUGCUGCGCUCCUGUGUGGGUGCAUGCUUCUCUGCCACGAGUCGCCUCGUUGGCUGGCACGAAAGGAUAGAUGGGAGGACUGCAAGCGCAUCUUGUCCAACAUCCGCAACCUGCCACCCACACACCCGUACGUCCAAGAGGAGUUUCAAGAAAUCGUCGAUCAGCUGGAGCAGGAUCGGCGCCUCAUUGGCGAUGCCACCUACUGGAAGUUGCAAAAGGAGAUGUGGACGAUCCCUGGCAACCGAAAGCGCGUACUUAUCAGCAUUACUUUGAUGAUUUGCCAGCAAAUGACGGGCACCAACGCCAUCAACACCUACGCACCAACCAUCUUCCAGAACCUCGGUCUGACUGGCACUUCUACCUCGCUUUUCAGCACUGGCAUCUAUGGUAUUGUCAAGGUGGUCAGCUGCAUUUGCUUCCUGCUCUUCAUGGCCGAUUCCCUCGGACGCAGGCGCUCGCUGUUGUGGACUAGUAUCGCCCAAGGCCUGGCCAUGUUCUACAUUGGCUUGUAUGUGCGCAUUUCACCGCCCAGGGCUGGUGAGGAGGUUCCCCCGGCCGGGUACUUUGCGCUCGUGUCCAUCUUUUUGUUUGCUGCAUUCUUCCAAUUCGGUUGGGGACCUGCUUGCUGGAUUUUGGCAUCCGAAAUUCCCGCCGCUCGUCUUCGGUCUCUCAACGUCUCGUACGCUGCCGCCACUCAAUGGCUCUUCAACUUUGUUGUUGCCCGUGCUGUACCAACCAUGUUGGUGACUGUCGGAAGUGACGGUUAUGGAACAUACCUCAUUUUUGGCAGCUUCUGCUUUUCCAUGUUUGUGUUUGUCUGGUUCUUUAUCCCAGAAACCAAGGGCGUCUCUCUCGAGGCCAUGGACCAGCUGUUUGGCGUGACCGAGGCCCCAGAGAAGGCGUCGGUGGAUGGGGAUGAUGUCCAAGAGACAUCCGAAAAGGACACAAAGGUUCAGCAAAAAGAAAUCAUUUAG
Messenger RNA from Podospora bellae-mahoneyi, 2721 nucleotides. RefSeq lists its product as uncharacterized. The coding region runs from base 1123 to 2721 and encodes 532 amino acids. Gene Ontology annotation, biological process: carbohydrate transport; transmembrane transport. The record is from RefSeq and is a predicted model, not a curated record. The transcript has 4 exons. NCBI's taxonomy places the organism in Eukaryota, Fungi, Ascomycota, Sordariomycetes, Sordariales, Podosporaceae. Gene Ontology annotation, molecular function: carbohydrate:proton symporter activity. Gene Ontology annotation, cellular component: membrane.